AUUUCAAUAAAGAUUCCUUAAUUUUAUAAAGAAGAUUUCAGCAUAAAGGUUAAUAAGAAUUAAAUUAAAACCAACUAUUGUAUUUAAUCAAUGACAAAAGUUGAAACCAGAGAAGAAAUUUGUAGAUAUAUCAUAAUAUAAAUCCAUCUGAAUCCAGUUAACAGUGAGUGGUGUUCAGGGGAGGGCUAGAAUUGAACGGCUUUUAGAUCUAGAAGGCCUUUACAUUGAGGAGUCAGUUGGUCAAAGAAUUACUAUAGCCAAAUAUUACAAUAAGAAUUUUUAAUUUUGUGUUUUUAGUGUUUUUAUAAACAAUGCCGAUGUUUUUAAGCAGUUCUUUCUGAUGUUAUUUUAACGCGGUGAUAAUAGUUGUUCUGUUAAGUUCUCUGUGUAGCAGGAGUGUCCUGCGACAGUGGGGCUAAUUGAUAAGGGAUAAAAGGAGGAUUUUGAUUGUUAUUUAACAUCAAUGAUUUCUGGCAAUGGUUUGUAAAAAAGAUGUUGUUACAUGGUUUAAAGGUUUAAAAAGUUAUAAGCGUACAGAUGUAAUGUGCACAUUGUUGAAUUUGUGUCUCCCCUUUGAACUACGGUUUCUUGGCACAUGCUUGGAGCACCUGGGAAAACGAGAUUUCCACGAGUUAAGACAAUCAGAGAAUGAAGCAAAUAACAUAUCUGAUUUAAGCUCACCAGAAUUGCUGUGUUUGAGUAGUCAGCAGGUUAGGACUAAAUUAGCUGUAUAUGUGUCACUUUUACAUUCAUGUAAUUAUUCCUGCUCCAAUAGUAUUUACAAAAUUUUGACUAAAAAUGAAGAUAUCCAUACUGUAUUAAAGAACUGUAGUGAUGAUGCAGCCCUUGAUGAUCUUUUACUUAUAUAUACCUUAGCUAUAAAUCACCCUGGAUUCUCAUAUGAACAGAAAUUGAAUCUAGAAAAAGUCUAUAGUCAACUUCAAGAAGAAGAACGUAGGAUAUAUGUUCAGACUGCCAAUAGAAAUAAGUCUAAUUAUGUAGCUGGGAAUUCUCAGGAAAAUGUUCUAGAUAAACCUCCUCCCCAAAUUCAGAAUUAUCAUCACACUUGUGUUACCUAUGAUGAUCACCUGAUUGGAGUUACAACCAACCCUGGACAGUGCCCUCCAAUUCCUCCUAAUCCUCACCAUUUUGGAGGAGAUGUAACGACUGUGGCAGGGUAUCCUUUUACAUUCCCUUGGUCAUAUCCACCUCCUCAAGAUUCUCCAUUGUCUCGGAAUUCUUCACCUAAUUCUGGGUCACCUCCUCCAUCUCGAGUGAAAUUUCCUCCCCCUCGUGUGCCACACCCACCACCAUCAUCAGAUCAGCUGAGGGAAUCGAUAUCCAAAGAACUCCCCGCUUUUGCCACAUCUCUUAAUCCCUUCUCUUAUGAGCAGCUUUCACGGAUGGGAGAUGGUGACUUGAGGGAGAUAGGACUUGGUCCUGAUGCAGUUGCUCAGCUUAGAGCAAUUCUCAAUCGCCAAACAAAUGGUAUUGGAUCUACAGAUGUCAAGAAAAAGAUAGAGCCACCUUCUGAUCUUGAACAGACACAAACAAUCAGGCGAUAUCCAGCCGAACCUAUGACAUUGUACCCAACAGGAGUAUUUUCUUGUUAUACACUUCCAGCCAAUACUAGAAAAUACCAACCUUUUUACCCAGUACCACAUCAGCAACUUGACUUUAGGCAGAUGAGGAUAUCUGAGCCAAGCUCAUCUGACGAAUCUUCACCAGGCACUCCUCCUCCUCAUGUUGAAGGUGUAAUUCAGGAUGAACGCCUUGUUGGCGGGGGUGGAGGUGGAGGAACAGAAGAAAGGAGAGGAGGUGGACGGGGGAGAAGCAGGCACCACCCUCCUGGUCGUCCCGCUGUGCCUAGAGCUAGGGGUCCCCAUCCGGAUUCUAGGCGGAGAGAAGUUAAUAUGUCAAAUGGUGCUGGCGGUAAUGGAAAUGCUGACCCAGCUACAAGUGGUUUCUACCCGCCCCAUGGAUACCUGCCUCACCAGUAUGUAAGGACACCAUAUCCAGGAGGUUUUCCUGGUGGUGGUGCGGCAGGUUUCAUGAGACCAUAUGCACCAUUUCAACAGCCUAAUGGCGAACUUGUAUAUACUUACCAACCACCUCCAGGUGGCUUCCCCAUAGCUAGCUAUAGCAUACCGCAAGGGAGCCAAGUGUUACAGCAGCCACCACCGCCGCCGCAGCAGCAGCAGCCUCAGGUCCCACCUAAGCCUCAUCAGCCUCCUCCCACUUCCUGUUAUAAUUGUGGUUCACAAAGUCAUUCUGCUAUUGACUGUCCCGAAGCUACAAUAGAAGAAGUGACAAAACUAGGGCAGUAUAGGUUGGACUAUAGUGGGGGUUACCAGAAAACAAGUGGAGUCGAACAACACGUUCCUGCGGAUAAGUGACCCCCAACAAAUCUCUGUACAUAACCCACGUUGUAAUUUAUAUAAAUAGGUAUAUAUAAAUAAAUAUAUUUAAAUAUUUAUAAAUACGAUAAGCACUCAUUCUAGUUGAUCUGUUUUGGUCACGGUUUAACUCGUGAAUGAAUUCCCAUGAAGUUGUAUACAAAGUGUGAUAUAUCCUUUCCUAGGCUUAUAUACCUUUUCGGUAAACACCAAAUGAUAUUAAACAUUUACCCAUCUUCUGUUUAAAAUAGAAGUUCCUUAUUGAUAAGACGGUUUUUGUAUUUCUUAAAGCUGUCAGCAUUGUUUGUUGGCACUAUAUAUAAAUGAGAAUUAUCCGUAUUAUAAAAAUAUGGAAUUGUAAAAAAAAAUUGUUGUGUUUUGAAAUCAUUAUUUUAAUUUGUUAUUAGGGAAAACUUCUUCUUAAAGGCGUUUCUCAUUGUUAUCUCGAUUUGUUAGGUUAAUGGGGUGGGUCGAAAAGAAUAGAUCUCUGCCAGUAGGUAAUUUUUUUUUUUUUUUGUUUUACCAAAUUGCAACCUGUCAUCAGACAGAGGCCUAGCAUAGAACUCUGGGUACUUUUUGUGCUCGAUAUUUAUGAUAAUAUGUAAAAAGAGGGAAAGACUAAUAAUCAACUUGUAUGAUAAUUUAUUAGCUACUGUAAACUUUGUUUUACUUUAUUUUAUUUUUCUGUUUUGUUUUAAUUCCAUGUAUUACAUUUGAAUCAUUGCUGUCUAAGCUCUGUUAACGAUGAUGUCGUGAGACUAAAAAUCAGAAAUCAAUUCUGUAAAAAUUUUGCAUAAUUGUUUGAUCAUGUACUUUUUGUACUGGCUAUUUAUGAUAUUAAUAAGAUGAGGGAAAGACUAAUAGUUAAUGUUAUAUUGUUAUAUUUGCUUCUGUCAAAUUAUUUUUUGUUGCAUUCGAUUUAAUGUUAAUUUGCUUUAUUGCUGCCUCAACUCUGUUGAUUUGUGAAAUUUUAAAAGUUUGUAAUGUAAUUAUUUGCAAUUCCCUUAUUAACCAAGUGAAAUGUGAAAGAUCUUAACAAGGUACUUAAAAGAAGUCGCCGCUCACAUUGUGUGUUUAUUUUUUUUUUUAAUUUGUGCUAAAUAACAAUCCUGUUGUUCUUAUCAGAUAGGAGAUAUUUCUUAUUGUGUAUAGUCUAAAAAAAAAAGAAAAAUAUUUAAAUUUUAAAAAAAUUCAUUAUAAUCAUAUGUUGAAACAGUAUGUAUGAAAUUGAGAAUCAGCCUCCUCAACUUUCAUAAUAAAUGAAUUUUUUACUUAUUUUUUUAUAUUUGAAUCUUUAAAAAAAGAGAAUUGUUUAUUCAGAAUGAUUAAUAAUUUCAAGAAGAAUUGAAAGAAUAAUAAUUUUGUUAAGAUAUGAAAUAAUUGAAUGACUAAAGUUUAUAGUAGACGCUUAAACACUAGUUAACAACUUGAAAUAAUCAUGCAUAGAGACAGAGUUUAUAUGGCUAAAAUUAGUGACCUUUUUCUGUGUUCAAGUCAUGUGUAAAUAUUUAAAUUAAAUAAAUUUGUGUAAAUAGAUUUCUAUAUGUAAUAUAUAUAUAUAUAUAUAUAUAUAUAUAUAUAUAUAUAUAUAUAUAUAUAUAUAUAUAUAUAUAUAUAUGUAUAUGUAUGUAAUAUAUAUAUAAUAUAAUAUCUGAGUCGCGAUAAUGCAAUUGUUAAGUUAUAACGUGUGAAUUUAAGAGUAUUUUACCUUUGUGUACUUUAAGAAAAAUAUUUAAAAUAAAAACCCAAAAACACG
This is a messenger RNA of Nezara viridula (southern green stink bug), 4152 nucleotides long. The record is from the annotation of a GenBank genome assembly. NCBI's taxonomy places the organism in Eukaryota, Metazoa, Arthropoda, Insecta, Hemiptera, Pentatomidae.